AUGGCAGAUGGUGAGGAUAUUCAGCCACUUGUCUGUGAUAAUGGAACAGGAAUGGUUAAGGCUGGAUUUGCCGGAGAUGAUGCUCCAAGGGCUGUGUUUCCUAGCAUUGUGGGUCGCCCACGUCACACUGGUGUGAUGGUUGGCAUGGGCCAAAAGGAUGCCUAUGUCGGAGAUGAGGCCCAGUCCAAACGUGGUAUCUUAACACUGAAGUACCCUAUUGAGCAUGGCAUUGUGAGCAAUUGGGAUGACAUGGAAAAGAUCUGGCAUCACACUUUCUAUAAUGAACUCCGUGUGGCACCAGAGGAGCACCCUGUUCUACUCACUGAAGCACCUCUGAACCCAAAGGCUAACCGUGAGAAGAUGACCCAAAUCAUGUUUGAGACUUUCAAUACUCCUGCUAUGUAUGUUGCCAUCCAGGCUGUACUGUCACUUUAUGCCAGCGGCCGUACAACUGGUAUUGUUUUGGACUCGGGAGAUGGUGUCAGCCACACUGUUCCCAUCUAUGAGGGGUACGCCCUUCCACAUGCUAUUCUUCGUCUUGACUUGGCUGGGCGGGACCUCACUGAUGCCCUCAUGAAAAUCCUUACUGAGCGUGGUUACUCCUUUACCACUACAGCUGAGCGUGAAAUUGUGAGGGACAUGAAGGAGAAAUUAGCAUAUAUUGCCCUUGACUAUGAGCAGGAGUUAGAAACUUCCAAGACUAGUUCUGCCGUGGAGAAAAGUUAUGAAUUGCCUGAUGGACAGGUGAUUACCAUUGGUGCUGAGCGUUUCCGAUGCCCAGAAGUCCUUUUCCAGCCAUCCAUGAUUGGAAUGGAAGCCUCAGGCAUCCAUGAAACCACAUACAACUCCAUCAUGAAGUGUGAUGUAGAUAUCAGGAAGGAUCUUUAUGGCAACAUUGUCCUCAGUGGAGGAACCACCAUGUUCCCAGGUAUUGCUGAUAGAAUGAGCAAGGAAAUCACCGCUUUGGCCCAAGCAGCAUGA
Molecule: messenger RNA, 981 nt
Organism: Thlaspi arvense
Lineage: Eukaryota; Viridiplantae; Streptophyta; Magnoliopsida; Brassicales; Brassicaceae
Source: the annotation of a GenBank genome assembly